UACUGGCCAUAUCAAGAAUCAGGUUAAAGUAAUUCGCCAUCCAUCAGCCCACUUUCAGUUUCUAUCUCUACUCACACAGGUCUCAUCCUGGUUUUGACAACUGAUGUGUGAUCUUAGGUUACUCACUGCCCUCCUGACCAAAGCAAGUCACAGACUCUACUUCACUGUUGAGAAUUUAAUGGAUUGUCAAUAGGUCCAAUCACUUUAACGUUUAAUACAUGUUGUUUCCUUGCCUUCGUUCUCUCAGGCUAGCGCAGUUUUCUGUACGGCUGCCGAUCAGCCUGAAGUGAUUGUAAACUCUUUGAAAGGGAAUAAAAGCCAAAUAAAUCUUUUGAACUGAGGCAAGAGGAGAGUGCCAACUCAUUCCAUGAGUGUCGGGCAUGGCAAACUUACGGAAGGCGAUGCUACAGGAGAAUGUUUUCACUCCGAAAGGAGAAAAGCUGAUGCACGUCCUGCAAAUACAGGUAUCUGAAGGAAAUGAGGAUUACUGCUUGUGCCUCACAGUUACCAGGGAUGAAGAGGUUCAGAUCACCUUUUUGAAAAUUUUACCUAAUGGACUUAAAGAGAAAUACAUGACUCAGGCGGUCUGGUUCCUAGAAGAUUUAACAGUGGUGGAUGGAAGAGAUGCGACUGCAGAUAAUCCUUAUCUUGACCUGCACUUUCAGACUGUCUGUAGCUGGGAGGCCAGUAGCACAGCAGCCAAGUAUGCUUUUGUACGAAGUUUAAGGAAGAUGAACAAAGUCUACCUGCAAAAAGACAUACAAUUCCUGAAUUUCGACAGUGAUUUCAUCCAGGAAAUGAGUUUCUUUGGAGUCCCUGAAGAUACGAUGAUGGUGAUACAGCUUUGUUUGCAAGCCUUCAACUGUUUCUGUCUUUUGGGCUCUUUAUAAUUGGCUCUAAUUACAUUAUAAUUAUGAUAGUCUUAAAACUAUGACCUGGUUCAACACCCAACAUUGUUUCACUUGGUUGCUUAAAUAUUAUUUCAAAUAAGUCAUGCUUGUCAAAGCCAUAUGCCAGCAGGCCACAGAAUUCAUUUGAAGCAAAAUUUAAGAACUUAUUUUCUACACAGUGCAACUUAUCAAAAUAUACACUUCCAUACUGAAGUUAUACCAUACACGUUACUGAAGAUGGAAAUAUAUUGUGUUUUCUAGCUUCUCUUUAAAACAGCUACAGCUAGAAUGUUACGAACAAAUUUGCCCAGAUGUCCCACAAUACUGAAAUAAUCAGAUCACUAUGAACACAAGCCAGUACCAGUGCAAAACACUCCCGACUUUAUUAGGAAAUAAGUAAUGAUAGAUUUUACUAUAAAGCAAUACAAUUUGGCAUGCUAAGCUAACAAUACUUCACAAGUCUCUUGUACAUUUAUGCAGUUGCUCUCUCUCUCUGGCUCUGUCUCUAAUACUGUGAAGCUUCUCUCUAUCUCUCUCUCUCUGGAUGGUCACUUGGUCUUUGCCUUUUGCCAUGGUGGUCUCCUUGGAAGACCUCCAGAAGACUUAAGAGAGCAGUCCACGGGCCAACCCUAUACUUAUACUUUUUCAAUGGUUUUCUGGAACUCUCUAUAGUUCUGGCCAUUCAGGGAGAUGCACUUAAUAGUUGAAACAGUAUCAAUCAUUUGGAUGGUUUGCUACUGUUUGUUUCCUUCUGUAGCAGGACUCAGUGCUAUUCUGUUAGGACCCUCCUUUAUUUGGUGGAUAAGUUGUUCAGGGUGAUAAAGAGUGGUGCUGGAA
Chiloscyllium plagiosum (whitespotted bambooshark) is the source of this 1727-nucleotide messenger RNA. The record is from RefSeq and is a predicted model, not a curated record. Lineage: Eukaryota; Metazoa; Chordata; Chondrichthyes; Orectolobiformes; Hemiscylliidae.